This is a messenger RNA of Trichoderma asperellum CBS 433.97, 1098 nucleotides long. RefSeq lists its product as uncharacterized. NCBI's taxonomy places the organism in Eukaryota, Fungi, Ascomycota, Sordariomycetes, Hypocreales, Hypocreaceae. The record is from RefSeq and is a predicted model, not a curated record.
AUGCUGGCCCCUUCAAACAAACAGAGAAAGCUGCUUGCUUUCCAAGCCUUCAUUGCCACUGCAAUUGCAGUCAAUCCAGGCUGGAAAUUUCAUCCUCAGACAAGCGGAUUUACGUCUAGCGGUCUGGCUAACUAUCCGACGCCAUAUAACUUGUCGACCUCACAAACAAAUCACGAUCCUGCCUCGACUGGUAGUUCCUUCUGGAGCUCCUCCUUCAUCCAUGGCUCCAAUGGUCGAGAUUAUCUCGUUGUUGCAAACGCCGUACCUGCAUUGGCUGUAGGCGGCGGUGCCCUCAUCAAUAUAUACCGAGCUUCAAUUCUCGACCUGGAAGAUACGUCUCAAUAUUCGCAAUAUGCUCGCCUUACAGCCGUAGCACAGGCAUAUGGCCCCACUGGCAUUCUCAACUUCACAGUUCCGGGUUUUGCGUUUCAAUCCACUAGCUCAACAGAUCCACUCUCUGGGAUGCGAAUCUCUAGUGCCACCGCGGACGUUGAUUUCGAUCUCACUUUUGACAUGUCUUCUCCUCCUAUACUCAACGCCGGCACUGGCACAUUCCAUGUUGGAGGUGGAACUGGAUUCCAGUGGUCCAUGCCGGCUGGGAAAACAACAGGCUGGAUAUCGGUCAACGGCACAAAAGUCUACGUCGACCCAAGCCGCUCUCUAACGUGGUACGAUCGCCAGUGGGGAGUCAUCCCCGAAAGCUUUUCAUGGUUCCAGGUUCAUAUUCCGGGUCACGCGUCUGAUGGAUCUGAAGACGAACUCUACUCCAUCUGGACUUGGACCGACCCUAUCAAUGGCAGCAAAAAGUUUGCGACGCGCCGAACAGGAGAACAGGCAGAGCAGAGCGUUGUGCCGGUUACCGAGAAAAUCUCAUCCAACAGAACCUUUACAUCGCCCGCAACUAAAAAUACAUAUCCUCUUGAUUGGAUUAUUAACAUUGCGGGUGGACCGGAGCUGCGUCUGUCCAGCAUCAGACCUGAUCAAGAAAUCCAGAGCGCAGGGGUUCCUCUCGUUUCUUACACUGGAUUCCUUAAAGUCGUUGCCACGUAUCCCGGGGGGCGUACGGUUCCAGCAUUUGGCGUAAUUGAGUCGCUUUAG